AUGCAUACGGCCCAUGUUGCACAGGGUCGCGAACCAAAACCGCUCUUGGUGACCAUUGUCAGCUUGGAUUUCUACAUCGCAAAGCCAGGUGUGGGCGAUCAAGCUCGAUCUCCAUCAACAGGCAAGGUGCUGAAGGAAGUACCGGUCAUCCGGGUGUUCGGCCACACCGAUACCGGACAGACUGCUUGCACUCACAUUCACGGCAUCUUCCCGUUCUUCUACAUUCAGGUGAACUUGGCCCAGAUAGAGGAGAUCGGUCAGGAGCACGGGCGCGAGGGGUUCCUACAAACCUUCGCCGAUGGCCUCGAGCACGCAAUGUGUCUGCACCAGACCAGCUUGGUUGCACAACGUGCCAAUUUCGCCACUUGGGGUACACGAGAAAGAUCGUAUGUGUACGACCUGCGGUGGGUGACUGGCUGGCAGUCUGUGUACGGAAGUAGCGGACACGGCAGAGGCGAGGACGGGGACGAGCGUGACGAGCUCUUUAUCCAAAUCUGGGCCUCACAACCUCAGUAUGUGGGACUGAUGGCGCAUCUCUUGCAGCAAGGCGCCGUGCUGUCCACAUCUUUUCAACCCUUCGAGGUGCACUUGCCAUACCUGCUGCACUUCUUGGACUCAUUUGGACUUGGUGGCAUGAGGGAGCUUGUUGUCGAUCCUACACGAAUCGCCUUGCGUGGUGAACUUCCCGAGCAAGCCUUGUCGACUUUUCCUUGGCAUCCUCAGUGGGUUUCCAAGUUGGGCUCUGGCGCCCGAGAACGAUUGCUGAGAAGGCGCUCCUUGGAGCGCCCGUGGUGGUGUGACCGAGCCGCCUCUGAGUCCAGGCCCAAGUCUGUACACCCGCGUGCAACCACCUGUGAGGUGGAAGUCGACUGCAGUGCGACGGACAUUCUGCCUCCUCUCUCGUCUACCGCCAGUGAGAUGCCAAGCUUCGAAGCCCAAGAAGCUACCGUUCGAGACCAUACACGUGGCUGGAUAUGCGACACGCUACGAGAGCUGUGGAGGGACGAGGAACGCCGCUGCACAGUGCUGGCGCAGCCCGUUCCAUGGGACCCGGCUCCACGCCAGCCCGGAGUGCCGGGACCGGGCGCAGCAGCCCUCACGCCGGAUGUGAUGGAAGAGUGCAUGAUGCAGCGACUUAAGGUCUUGCUGGAAGGCCAAAGGCACGCCGCACCAGCUCGAACCAUCGGAGAGUCUGUGUCACCGGGACGUGGAAGCGAGGCAGCGGGUGCUUGGACGCAGCAGGACAUGGCGCAGGCCGACACCAAGUGCAAGGUCUCGCCUAAGUUUGUGAGAGCACUGGAGACCUUGGAGGUGGCGCUUUCACAGCAAGUGGAUCCGCCGGCGGAUGAAGCAACGACGGCCCUGCUGGAUCAAGGCUAUCAGCAAAGCGAUCCGCAGGACGACACGGCUACCGAGCCUGAGACGGACUGCGGCACCACAGAGUUGGACGAAGACCAGGAGGCCGAAGCGUUGGACGCCGAGCUGGCGGCGGCGGAGUCGACGGAGUGUGCUCCGACACAGCUGGACUUGGUGACGCAGGCCGACUUGCCGAAAAGGAGUCAGACGUCCAUGUCACCUGUGAGGCCGGCUGAUCUUUUUCCGAUCAUAGCGGAUGCCGUCCAGAGUUCCGAACAGGGUCCACUACCACCAGCAAAAGGUUUCUUUUCAGAGCCUGAUGACAUGGGCACCUUGGGCCCAGCGGCUACCGAGCAGGCCGGUGUAUGGGAGUAUUGGCAGCCGCCACCCGCGUACGAGGCCAGCGCGCGGUUGAACGUCAAGCGUCUGCAAGACGACGAAGGAGACGACGUAAUCACCAAGUUUGACAAUGCGGGCCGGUUGACUACCCUUCGGCGCAAGGCGGCAACGGAGAAUCAAGGAAAGCGGUUACAGCGAAGCAGACAGGCUUCCCUUUCUGAGGCAACACCACCGACGCCAGCUCCGCCAAAGCCACUAUGCCAGGCUUCAGACUCUGCACCUCUCUUCGGCACCCUGCUGACCAUCGAGGUCCUAGAGCUCCCAAGAGCCGGCACUGCACAGCCGUUUCAGAGCGAUGCUAUUGGUGCCGUGGCUUUCUGCGUCCGUGACGAGCGGGUUCGGAGUCUGCUUGCCGAAGAUGGAGAAGACUACCAGGACGGCCUUGGCCUGAUCUGCAUCGAGGGCUCAGAGACUCUGAAGAUUGAUUCCGCUGUCGUGGUGAAGGAGGUUGCUUCGGAGGUUGACAUCUUCAGCGCACUGACGGACGUUUUCCGGGAAACAGAUCCAGCUGUCGUUAUGGGAUAUGACGUCGUAAAAGGAUCCCUUGGACGACUAAUUUCCCGUGCCCAGACAUUGGGCCUGAGAGGUUUCUCGCAAGACCUGGCGCGUGCAGCAGCCAAUUCAAGGACUGGUGGUCAACAGGAGGCUGCAGCAAUGUCCAGCCAGGUUGCAGAUACUCACGGCAGCCCCGAGCAAGCAGGUGCACCUCGCAAACUGUAUCCCCCGGAACAGAUGAGUGGAGGCCUUGAGUUGCCUGGCCGGUUGGUUCUCAACGUUUGGCGGGUGCUGCGAGCUGAGGCCAAGCUGCCAACGAGCUCUUUGCACACUGCUGCGGAAGUGCUUCUUGGAGAGACCCUUCCACUGCUGCCGUCAGAAGCUUUGGCUGACCGUUGGAGCAGCAAUCUCGUCCAACGCAGGCGGGAAGCAGCUGAAGUCUUGCUAUGCAAGGCAAGAUGCAGCUUGCGACUGCUCGAUGCGCUAAAUGUGCUCCCGCGUGCGGCGGAGACUGCGAGGAUGCUGGGCAUAGACGUGCUGAGCGUUUUGUGCAGAGGAUCCCAGUUUCGCGUCGAAGGGCUGUUGACUCGGGCAGCCCACCAAGAGCGAAUGCUGCUUCUCUCACCUUCCAGGUCUCAGGUCGCUGGCCAACGCGGUGCAGAAUGCAUACCUUUGGUGAUGGAGCCACGAAGUGGGUUUUAUUUCGACCCAGUCGUUGUUCUGGAUUUCCAGUCGCUGUACCCUUCAAUUAUAAUCGCCUACAACCUCUGCUUCUCCACCUGCGCGGGUCGCCUUCAGGAUAUCGGUGCCCAAGCCAAAUUGGGGGUGCUGGAGGCAUACGAGCACGCCGCCCUGAGGCUCCAGGACGUCUUUGUGACGCCAAACGAGGCUGUCUUCAUCAAGCGAGAAAAGAAGCCUGGAAUACUGCCUCGAAUGCUGCAUGAGAUUCUGCAGACGCGAAUCAUGGUCAAGAAGGCUUUGAAGGUUUUACAGAAGGAGCAGAAGGAAGCUGGAGUGGCUACAGAGGCAAGAUCACGACUGCUGGACGCGAGGCAGUUUGGCCUCAAGAUGAUCGCGAACGUCACGUAUGGCUACACCGGCGCAUCCUUCAGCGGUAGGAUGCCUUUUGUGGAGCUUGCUGAUGCCAUAGUUCAAACUGCCAGGCGCACAUUGGAAAGAGCCGUGCGCUGGGUAGAGGCGGAGGUGUCCGGAGCCGAGGUCCUUUACGGUGACACCGACUCGAUGUUCGUCCGGCUACCUGGGCGAUCCAAGGAAGAAGCUUUCAAGGAAGGAGCAAGGAUAGCCAGAGAGGUGACGAGCCACAACCCGACCCCUGUGGAGCUUCAGAUGGACAAGGUGUACUGGCCCUGUUGUCUCGCCUCCAAGAAGAGAUAUGUCGGCCAUGCUUGGAUGUCGCCUUCCGAUGUUGCGCCGAUUUUUGACGCCAAGGGCAUUGAAACCGUCCGCAGGGACCAAUGUGCAGCAACGCAGCAUAUCCUUCGCGGAGCUCUUGAAGUCUUCUUUGAAUCUCGGGGCAAUCUAUCCACCCUGAAGCAAUACAUCCGGAGACAUGUGGACAGGAUGCGUGAGGGUCGCUUCAGCGUGCAGGAUUUCAUUUUCCACCAUGAGGUCAGGCCGCCCGACGAGUACAAGGGUCUUGGGCCAUUGGCAGCCCAGGCUGUCCGACGAAGCGGCGCUUCAUGGCCUUCUCCUGGCGAGAGGUUCUCUUUCGUCGUCGCAGAAGGUCCGCCAGGGUCGAGGCUGGCCGACGUGGCAGUCAUCCCAGGAGAAGUGACUGGUGGACGUCCGGUGCAAGCAGAAGUAGAGGCAGGUCGCACGCCUUUGUACGUGAACAUCGAGUAUUAUCUGGAGCGUCAGAUUGGUCCAGCACUUCAUCGCUUAUUUAUGCUCAUCAGAGGACCAAACGGGCUACAAGGGCAGGUGGACGUCCGCCGUUGGAUCACGGAAGGACCUCGUCCAAGACGGAGGGAUGUGGCAGCGAGCACCCUGCGCAGUUCCUGCUCAUCUGCCUCUGCUAUGCUCAACAUGGCCGCGGGCUUUACUUGCCAGGCAUGUGGACAAAAAGCAGGUGCCAGGAUUAGUGGCACUGCCGGUCUUUGUGCUGAGUGCCAGCGUGGAGGAGCAGUCCAACGGCUUCUUGAUGGUAUGUCUCAACGGAGCCACUGGGAGAAACGUGUGGAGGGAUGUCGUGAAGCUUGCAUGCGUUGCAGCAAUUCUGCUGCCAUGGAGGAGGAUUGCCGCAACAUCUACUGCAAAGUCUUUUUUCGCAAGGUCAAUGCACAACUGCAGCUGAGCGGCUGCGUCGUCCCGAAGUCAUGGCCGGCUGCAGUAGAUUGGUGA
Messenger RNA from Symbiodinium sp. CCMP2456, 4611 nucleotides. The record is from the annotation of a GenBank genome assembly. NCBI's taxonomy places the organism in Eukaryota, Dinophyceae, Suessiales, Symbiodiniaceae.